ACACAGGGGGAGUUUGACAACAACUACAAAGAUGAGCUUUACCAUCGAGGAGAAGGGCAGGCCGAACACUCAGGAGUACAGGGUGUUUUUCAAGAACUCUGCAGGUAACUACAUCUCUCCAUUCCACGAUAUCCCCAUCUACGCAAAUGAAGCAGAGAAUAUUUUUCACGCUGUUGUUGAAGUUCCAAGAUGGACAAAUGCAAAGAUGGAAAUUGCCACCAAAGAUCCUCUCAAUCCACUGAAACAAGACAUGAAGAAGGGGAAUCUUCGUUAUGUAGCGAAUGUGUUUCCUCAUAAAGGCUACAUCUGGAAUUACGGAGCUAUUCCACAGACAUGGGAAGACCCCAACCACAAAGACAACGACACUGGAUGCUGCGGAGACAAUGAUCCUAUUGAUAUAUGUGACAUAGGACAUAAGGUGUGCUCUCGAGGGGAAAUAAUCAAAGUGAAGGUGCUGGGAACUCUGGCUUUGAUCGAUGAGGGUGAAACAGACUGGAAGGUCAUUGUGAUCAAUACUGAAGACCCCGAAGCUGCUGAGUUUAACAAUAUUGAUGACGUAAGGCGACUUAAACCUGGAUACCUGGAGGCAACUGUUGAUUGGUUCAAAAGAUACAAAGUCCCAGAUGGGAAACCUGAAAACCAGUUUGCUUUUAACGGAGAGUUCAAAGACAGGGACUUUGCCAUUAAAACAGUCAAGAGCACCCAUGAGUUUUGGAAGGCACUCAUUUCGAAGAAGACCAACGCUGGCGAAUUAAAUUGCAUGAACACCAGUGUCUCAGAUAGUCCGUUCUGCUGCUCUGCUGGGGAUGCAGAGGCUGUGCUUAAAUCUGCAUGUGCUUUUGGAGCUGAAGAUCCCAUUCCAAGUUCAGUCGACAAAUGGUUUUAUUAUGAGUAAUAAGAAGAAAAUCCUGGAAACCUUCAUUCUUUCCUUCA
Molecule: messenger RNA, 933 nt
Organism: Larimichthys crocea (large yellow croaker)
Lineage: Eukaryota; Metazoa; Chordata; Actinopteri; Sciaenidae
Gene: ppa1a
Product: inorganic pyrophosphatase 1a
Exons: 11
Coding region: 32-895 (287 amino acids)
Biological process (GO): phosphate-containing compound metabolic process
Cellular component (GO): cytoplasm
Molecular function (GO): magnesium ion binding; inorganic diphosphate phosphatase activity
Source: RefSeq, a predicted model, not a curated record